CACGUGACCAUGCAAGCUCUGUAGCCCUCGCAUCUCGUGCGAGCUGCGUCACGAUAAUGUCUUUUCUUUUCUUGCUUGCAUUUUCAUCAUCUUUACUUGCAACAAAUUCUCAGAGUCCCAGGACUGAUGGUGGUAAUGUGAGCGCAACGACUGCUACUGUUUCGACCUUUUCGGUUUUUAGGCCUGGAGUAGAGCCAACGACCCGUUCUUGUCCGUGUACCAAGGGAAAUCGGGGUGCAAUAGGUGAGCCUGGUCAUGCUGGCCCACCUGGAGAACAGGGUCCACUAGGUCCUGAAGGUGUCCGAGGUCCAGUGGGUUCAUUUGGUGCACCUGGUGCGAUGGGUGCUAAAGGAACUCGAGGGGAUCCUGGAAGAGAUGGCAGUGAAGGUUCAAAGGGAGAAGUUGGUGACAAGGGUGAACGUGGCCAUAAAGGCGAUAAGGGAGCGAGAGGAUUUCCAGGCCUGCCAGGUCUAAAAGGUGAAAUUGGUGAAAAGGGGUCAAAAGGAUCUAUAGGAAUUCAGGGUUUACAAGGGCUAGAGGGAGUUCGUGGCCCAGUUGGUCCUCGUGGACAACGUGGACCUCCUGGGCAAAGAGGGUACACAGGGCUGGAAGGGCCAGUAGGCAUUCCUGGUCCCAAGGGUAGUUUAGGUGACAAAGGAUCGCAAGGAUUACAGGGUGUCAUUGGUUUAACUGGCAAGAAGGGUGAGGUUGGGCCAAUGGGACGAAAGGGCAACAAGGGAGAGAUUGGAUUGAAAGGUGACAAGGGAUUUCAAGGGGAGAAGGGUAUCAAAGGAGAUCAGGGUUGGAAAGGAGUUCAAGGCACUGUUGGGCCUGUAGGACCUAUUGGUCAGAAAGGCGAUCAAGGUGAACCUGGAUUGAAUGGAGUCCCUGUAAGUUAAUUGCACUAGCUGGUGUGUGUGUGUGUGUGUGUGUGUGUGUG
Messenger RNA from Corticium candelabrum, 940 nucleotides. RefSeq names its product collagen alpha-1(XI) chain-like. The record is from RefSeq and is a predicted model, not a curated record. The transcript has 13 exons. NCBI's taxonomy places the organism in Eukaryota, Metazoa, Porifera, Homoscleromorpha, Homosclerophorida, Plakinidae. Gene Ontology annotation, molecular function: extracellular matrix structural constituent conferring tensile strength. Gene Ontology annotation, biological process: extracellular matrix organization. The coding region runs from base 57 to 899 and encodes 280 amino acids.